Molecule: messenger RNA, 1574 nt
Organism: Platichthys flesus (European flounder)
Lineage: Eukaryota; Metazoa; Chordata; Actinopteri; Pleuronectiformes; Pleuronectidae
Exons: 8
Coding region: 127-1038 (303 amino acids)
Source: RefSeq, a predicted model, not a curated record
CUCCUCCUCUUCCUGUGUCUGAGCAUCACCACAGUGGUUCACCAGAACGAACAGGUCGACAAUGAGGUUCCAGUGUCAGUGAGCAGAGUCCCAACAUGAUUGUUCUGCAGAGGAAGCUGUGACUGGAUGAAGAUGAGCAGCAGCAGCAGCAAGAGAGAGAGGGAGCAGAAGAGGAAGCUGCAGCACUUCCUGGGCGACCUGGCUCUGCUCGGAUCUUUACAGGGUUUUAAAUAUUUCCAGCCGUGGCUCAGAGGGAAGGAGGAGCUGCUGCUGACAGUCGUCAACGAGGACCUGGGUUGGCGCUCCCCGGGCUUCGCGGUGUCCCGGGCCUCCUCCUUCUCCUCCAGCAGCGGGAGCAGCAGCAGUAGCGAGGCCUCCCCCAGCAGCAGCUCCCCGAGCCUGGGCAGCCGCAGCAGCUCCCCCCUCCCUGGAGAAGCUCCGGCUCCACGAGGCCGUCCGUCUGAGACACACACGGAGACGCAGCCCCGGAGCGCCAGGGCCCCCACCAGUGAGGACCACCUCCUUCCUGCAUCUCCCAGUGAGAGAGAGAUAGCCGUCCCAGAGGUGAACUGCACUCUCUUCUUACUGGCCGGCUACGUCAAGUACGGACGCCCCUACGCCUGGAUUCGCUCCAAUCACGAGCGCCUGGUCAACAUCGGAGGCACCGACUCCAUGGUCAGGGACACGCCCAUGAAACUGAAGUCCAUCGCAGACUGGCAGACGCGAGUUAUCCGAGUGUGGGACAUCGUCAGCGAGCUGGUGUGUCUGUGCACGGUCCCCUCGCCCUUGAACCCCUUCGCCCUGGACAUGCGUUACAUCCAAAGUCUUCCCCUCCCUGACCGGUUCCUGGUCACGGGGGCCCUCCUAAACUUCCUGGAGACCUAUGUGGUGUUUGGCAACCAGGACGAGCUGCACUAUGACAAAGUGGUAGAGGAGGUGAAGCCUCUGAGGCGCCUCCACGUCCAGUCCCUGCUGGAGCUGCAGCGGCAUAGGGAGGCGUCCAGGUUGAUGGCCGAGGACUCGUGUGGAGAGGAGUGAACAGAACUCCUUCACAUAUUAACCGCAGCAAGGAGAGAUGUUCUCAGUGCACUUUUAAUAAGUCAUGGAGGGAAAAACAGACUGAUAAUAGGUUGGAAUGUGCAACAUUUAACCAGAGGAACAGUCUGUAGCUCCCUUCUGUUUCAUUUUAAUAAUCUCUCCCUUGUUUUCCUAUUGCAAACACAUUGCACAAGGUUGUCCUGCCCAGUCGGAGCUGUAUCUGCAGCUUUACUCUAGUUGGAAGGUUGUCACAUGUUAUCAGAUGUUUUGGAAAGUGGAGAGAAAUGCUGGGGAAACAGUCACAUGACUAAGAUUAAAAAUCCCAGGACCUCUCGCCACCUCCAGUCCCUUCAAUCUCGAUCUCUGACUCCCACACAGGAAUUCUGUUUUCCUCAGGCCAAGCACAACAUUUAAAAAAACGUCCAAACGUGGAAAAACAGACGAUCAUUUGUCAGGGUCAAAGCUGCACAAGUUAAAUAUUUAACUGGUCGGAGCAGCCUGAGACCAACACAACGAGACGCACACGAGAUGUCGUA